This is a messenger RNA of Sturnus vulgaris (Common starling), 1095 nucleotides long. RefSeq names its product bone morphogenetic protein 15 (gene BMP15). The record is from RefSeq and is a predicted model, not a curated record. Gene Ontology annotation, molecular function: growth factor activity; cytokine activity. Lineage: Eukaryota; Metazoa; Chordata; Aves; Passeriformes; Sturnidae. Gene Ontology annotation, cellular component: extracellular region.
AUGGCUGUGCCCCACCCUUUCACCAGCCUCCUCCUCCUCCUUGUUGUGCCCCUUUCCCAGGCUGCAAACCAGUCCCCACUGCCCCUUGGCUCCCUGCCUGCUGCCCCCACCCUGCCCCUCCUGCAGGCCCUGCAAACACGGGCUCCAGGAAGCCCAGGCUGGAAAAUGGGGCCAGCCAGUGGGCAGCCCCUACGCUACAUGCUGAAUCUGUACCGGCGUGCUGCUGACCGCGAAGGCCGACCCCGCCGCAGCCGCAGCCUGGGCACCAACACCAUCCGCCUGGUCCAGGCCAGUUCCCAUGGGGGUCAGCCCUGGGCAGGUCGGUGGUACUUGCAGGCCCUCACCUACCACCUGGAGGGCCAGCCAGAGGCCGAGCAACUCCUCAGAGCCACUGUGGUCUACCUGCCGAGCCUGUCACUGGCCCAUGGUCGCCUUCUCUGCGCUCUGGAGCUGGUAGUGGCCAGCGAGGCACCCAGGUUGUUGCUCAGCCCUACUGCCCGUACCCACCAUGGCUGGGCCGAAGUUGACGUCACCCCUUACCUUGUGCUGGGGAACAGCAGCAUGGGGAGCCUGGCAUUGCGGCAUAUCUGCGUGCGUGCUGGCCGAGAAGGAGGCCACGAUGUCCCAGUGUCCCCUGGCCACCCCUUCCUUCUUCUCUACCUUAAUGAUACCCAGGCAGGGUUGGCACCUCCGGCAGCAGAGCCUCACAGACACCGACGUGAUACAGGGACAUUGGCUCAUGACCUGCCCAGCUACCUGCGGGAGCAGGGAGGGGAGAAGAGUGACUGUUCCCUCCGCCCCUUCCCUGUCACUUUUGCACAGCUGGGCUGGGACCACUGGAUCAUCGCUCCCCACCGCUACAACCCACGCUACUGCAAGGGCACCUGUCCCCACCUGCUCCGCUAUGACUACCACGCACCCAACCAUGCUGUGGUGCAGAGCUUUGUUCAUCAGCUUGUGGAUGCCAAUGUGCCCCGGCCCUCCUGUGUGCCCUACCGCUACAGCCCCAUCAGUGUCCUCAUGAUUGAGCGCAAUGGAGGCAUACUGUACAAGGAGUACGAGAAUAUGAUUGCAGAGUCUUGCACUUGCCGGUAA